Messenger RNA from Sorex araneus (European shrew), 6028 nucleotides. It is a transcript of the gene HDX, whose product is annotated as highly divergent homeobox. The record is from RefSeq and is a predicted model, not a curated record. The transcript has 10 exons. NCBI's taxonomy places the organism in Eukaryota, Metazoa, Chordata, Mammalia, Eulipotyphla, Soricidae. Gene Ontology annotation, molecular function: DNA-binding transcription factor activity, RNA polymerase II-specific; RNA polymerase II cis-regulatory region sequence-specific DNA binding. Bases 116 to 2191 code for a protein of 691 amino acids. Gene Ontology annotation, biological process: regulation of transcription by RNA polymerase II.
UUCAUUGUUUGAGAAGGCAGUGAAGAGCCAGGAAAAAUCUCAGUGGAUCUGCCUGCCCCAGAACUGGCCUGAUUUGGGAUUCUGUGUUCCCUUCAGUGACAGCACCACGCCCGAGAUGAAUCUCCGUUCUGUAUUUACUGUAGAACAACAAAGGAUUUUACAGCGUUAUUAUGAAAAUGGAAUGACAAAUCAAAGUAAAAACUGCUUUCAGCUCAUUUUACAGUGCGCACAAGAGACUAAACUGGACUUCAGUGUAGUUAGGACGUGGGUUGGCAAUAAGAGAAGAAAAAUGAGUAGUAAGAAUUCUGAAUCAGGAACAGCAACAACAGGAACUGUUUCCGGUCCCUCUUUGGGAACUCCAGACAUUACAGUCAGAAAUGUGGUUAAUAUUGCUCGAUCCUCAAGUCAACAAUCUUCUUGGGCAUCUUCCAAUAAUGAUGUCAUAGUAACUGGUAUAUACAGCCCAGCCAAUUCAUCAAAUAGGCAAGGAGCAACCAAACAUACAAAUACACAAAUCACAGAAGCACAUAAAAUCCCUAAUCAGAAAACAGCCAGUAAAAAUGACACUGAGUUUCAGUUGCACAUUCCUGUUCAAAGACAAGUGGCACACUGUAAAAAUGCCUCUCUGCUCUUAGGUGAAAAAACUAUUAUUUUGUCAAGACAGACAAGUGUGUUGAAUGCUGGAAACUCAGUAUACAAUCACACAAAGAAAAACUACGGUAACUCUUCAAUGCAAACUUCUGAAAUAACAGUACCUCAAAAGCCAUCAGUGUGUAACCGACCUUGCAAGAUAGAACCAGUUGGAAUGCAAAGAUUAUAUAAACCCGAACACAUGGGUUCACGUAACUUAUGUGGGCAAAAGCCAACUAUUAGAGACCCUUACUGCAGAACGCGGAACUUGGAAAUCCGUGAAGUAUUUUCACUGGCUGUUAGCGAUUACCCCCAGAGAAUUCUGGGAGGAAGUGGCACACAGAGGACCAAUUCAGCAGAAGGAACGUGUUUGUCUAUUGCAAUGGAAACUGGGGAUGCUGAUGAUGAGUAUGCCAGAGAGGAAGAGUUGGCAUUGAUGGGAGCACAGAUACCAAGCUACUCAAGAUUUUAUGAAAGUGGCAGUUCCCUUCGAGCUGAGAACCAAAGUACAACUUUGUCCGGACUAGGAAGAAAUAUGCCAAAUUCACAAAUGGUUAACAUUAGAGACCUUUCAGAUAAUGUGUUGUAUCAAAACAGAGACUGUCACUUGACACCACGGACCUCAUUGCACACAGCAUCUACUACAAUGUACAGUAAUGCAAAUUCAUCACGGAGUAAUUUUUCUCCUCAUUUUUCAUCACCAAACCAAUUGAGGUUUUCACAAAACCAAAACAAUUACCAGAUUUCAGGAAACCUUACUGUGCCUUGGAUUACAGGGUGUUCUAGAAAAAGAGCACUACAAGACCGCACUCAGUUCAGUGAUCGAGAUUUAGCUACCCUUAAGAAGUACUGGGAUAAUGGCAUGACAAGCCUUGGCUCUGUUUGUAGAGAGAAAAUUGAAGCAGUUGCAACUGAAUUAAAUGUUGACUGUGAAAUAGUUCGGACAUGGAUUGGGAAUCGAAGAAGGAAAUAUCGUUUAAUGGGUAUUGAGGUUCCACCUCCCAGAGGAGGUCCUGCUGAUUUUUCUGAGCAGCCCGAGUCUGGUUCUUUGUCGGCACUCACACAUAGAGAAGAAGCUGGUCCUGAAGGAGGAGAAGAUAAUGACAGAAAUGAUGAAGUAUCCAUCUGUUUGUCUGAAGGAAGCUCUCAAGAAGAGUCCAGUGAAGUGGUUCCAAAUGAGGAACGGUCUCAAGAGGAGAGACACCAUGCAUUACCCACAGAUAAUGUGAAAAUAGAAAUACUAGAUGAUGAGGAAAGUGACAUGAUAAGCAAUUCUGAAGUUGACCAAGUAAAUUCUCUCUUGGAUUAUAAGAACGAAGAAGUCAGAUUUUUUGAAAAUGAGCUAGAAAUUCAGAAGCAAAAAUACUUUAAACUCCAAACAUUCGUUAGAAGCUUAAUACUAGCUAUGAAAGCUGACAAUAAAGAACAACAGCAGGCACUGCUAUCAGAUUUACCUCCUGAAUUAGAAGAGAUGGAUUUCGAUCAUGCUUCACUGGAGCCUGAUGAUACCUCAUUCACUGUGUCUUCUUUAUCAGAGAAAAAUGCCUCAGACAGCUUGUGACUUGAGGGGUGAGGGUAAUAUAUGUAAAGUCUAUUGCUUACCUGACAGACGUGCAUCUCAAGAUAACUGAAUUCUGUUGCCCUAAAAUUCUUCAGUUGAAAAACAAAUGUAUUGUCAAAACAACAAAUGUGUAAAGGAUGGACAAGAUAUAAUGGCUACAGAGCAAAAAAAAUGUAUUUGAGAUAUAUAAAAGCUUUGUUUGAGAGUUUUUCUAAGCUGAUGUAACACUGUAAAAAUGAACUUAAUUUUGAGCCAUUUAUCUAUGAAAUGCAUGUCUAAUUUCUAAAAGUUUUGUUUUGGUUUUAUAUAAGAAUCUUAGUUUUAGUAAAAGUUUUGACCAGCAACAGAAAAAUAAAAAUAUUUCAACAUUGUUUAAUACGUUAUUGAGUUUGAUUGUUUUGGUAGCCAUUACAUCUUCUUUCUUCCUCUCUCUUUUUUAUAUUAUUAACAUAUACUCAGGAAAGUUAACUUAGAAUUCAAAACAAAACAUUAAAAAUACAACCUAGAUGAUCCAGAGGUUAUUUUUCAAAUCCUAUGAAACUAAAGAAAAUUUUAUUUAACUUGGUUACGGAAACUUGAAAUGAUUAAUACAAUGUAAUUGUAAAUUUUUAUUGUCUUCUUUAUCUAACUCAAAUAUUUGGAGUGAGAAGAAAACACACAAUGAAAAAAGUAACUCACAGUCAUGAAGUAAAAACCUGAAAUGCACAACAACAAAAUAUAAAAGAUUAGUCUUAAUGGAAAGUCUUCAUUGCUGCAAAUGACAUAUACUGAUAGUAAAUUCAUAUGAGUAAAUUAGAUAAAAUAAUCCAAUAUUAUGAGUUCAUCUCUAUCUUCACAAUACUUUUCAAUUCCUAUUUAGGAAACAAAAAGUCAAGGCAAACCACUGAGAUCUUUUAAUUUAGUCAUUGCACUUUACCCCAAAAAUUUGCCUCAUUUUCAUGUGAGACUCAUAGAAAACUACCAACCUUGGAAAAUAUAUUUAAAAGUUUAAAAUUUCAAUUCAAAGGUUUUAUACAAUUCUUUGAGUACAUUCUUCACUUGAUCUUAGCCAAAAGGCCAAGAAGCGAUCUUUGAGUACAUUCUUAAAAUAAGCCUAUCACUCAGUUUUUCUAUUACUGUACCAGAUAUAAUGCACUGUAAACAAUUCCUUAUAGACCUUCUCUUCCAGGGCACAACAUGUCAUUACCUAGACUCAUCCAUAGAAAGGAAAGUUCCAGUUACUUCCUGAGUUCACAUUGUCAUACAUUGUGACUUAGCAAUGUGAAAUUUUUUAGAAGUUUAAGUUACUACCCAUACCUGAAAAAUUAAUGAAGCAGAUGAUGAUGUAUUUGCCCAUCUAGAUUCUGUGUCAGAUAUUUUUUGUAGUUGGUAAGUAAAACCAAUUUUAAUCUUGAAAGUCACAGAUAUCAACUUUUAAAUGCAAAAAAAACCUCACUAUUUUAAUAUUUCUCCUCUUAUAAUACUAGAUAUGAUUAAUUAAUUUGUCAGCUAUUCAAUUUGAUAUUGCUGACAUACUACUGUUAUGGUUCUUUUGUUAGUAGAAAUAUUUAAGCAUCAAAGUAUGCUCUCUUCUAGCUGAGAAUCAUAUGGUUCUUUCCAAAUGAUUGUUUAAUACUCCUUACUGACAAGUCAAAUUCCAUUCAGAGAAAAUAGCGCCGAGUAUGAACCUUGGAUAUUAGGAAUACUUUUUUCAGAGCUAUCAUCUCCUCAAAAAUAUAAAAAGUCUAUGCAUACAACAAACAGAAUUCCUUUCUUAGAAUUACAUAAAUGAUAAGCCUUCAAGUCUCCUAUGUUGUUGGAACUAUAUAUUUAAAUUUUAUUGGCUUGUAUCUUAAUUUAAACCUUUUGCUAUUUUUUUCUAGUGGGGGUAUGUUUUGUCCAUACCCAGCUAUACUCAGGGCUCAUUCCUGGGGGACCACUUGUGGUGCCGGGUAUCAAAAUUGAAAUUUUGAUUCUUUUAUGAAUAGAUGAUUCUCUCCUAUAUCUUUCAACUCCAUUAAUUGUAUAUCCCCCAAUACGUACUCCAAAAAUGUGCUAUUGUUAUAAGGCUAUAGACUUUUUACUCCUUAGCAAACCAUAAACUUCAUGACAAACUUUUUUUUUCAAUUUUCAAUGGUUUAGUUAGAUAAUUUAAGUAGAAAAUUUUAACAAAUUUGAGGAGUCGGCUAGGUGUGAUUCCUAGAAUGAAUAUUAGUCUCUGAUAUACACUAAAAGUAAAAAUAAUAUACUUAAUCAUUGUGUCUAGGUAUUUUCUGUUUCUUUACUGGAAGUAUCUCUUUUGGUAUCAUAGGAAUUAAUACACUUACAAAAUGAAAUGUGGUUGCUCUGUAGCAGGAACCAAAGGAAAUAUCUGUAUCCUGAAAAAAAUACCUGGCAAUAUUAAAUUGCGUACUUCAUAUUUCGAAAAAUAUUCCAAGGUCAGCUUUUAAAAGUCUACUAUGAAGAAAGAAUUUUUUCACAUAUAGAUUGUAACUGGUUGAAGCAUUUUAGUCCACGAAAAUUUCUACCAGUACUUAUUUUUUUUAUGAGUAUCUUCCUGACUCGAGAGAGAAAAACAGGUAGUUUUAUUUAAAGCUUUAAAACACAAUAUUAAAACAGACUCUUCUAUCUGAAGUAUCUCUCACAAAGACAGACGCAAAUAUUUUUUAAAAACACCUUUGUUUUCUUUUUAACUGUGUUUUUAUGCCUGAUUUCAGCUUUUCUUCUUGCUGUUAACAGUUUCUAAAGUGUUUAUCUAAGGGCCCCUACCUUCCAAAAAUAUUUUUUUUCUUUUAAAAAAGUAGCAUUGUCAUACUGCCAAGAUAAUGUUAGUCACAAGAGAAUGUGAACUGCAGUUACACUGCAGAAUAGAAAUGCCUGCAAAUCAAAGCAAAUGUUCAAAGAUAACUGGUCUCUUUGGAACCUGGGGAUAUCUUGUUACAGUGUUAUCAACAGCAGUCCUUUGUACUGCUACUGCAGUCACGUCAUAGAAAUGUUAUUUUUGGAGAAGAAAAGGUUGCAUCUCUAUAUAGUCUGUACACUGUAUGUUAAGACCUCAAAAGAUGUCCAAGUGAUUAGCUGUACAAUGACGGCGGCAUCAAUUUUAAGCCACAUUUAUAGUUAGCAGUCUGUAACUUUGUAGGACAAAACAGAAGUGAUGCUAAGAAGAAUUCUAGGCUCCAUGAUCAAAUUUAUUUUCAUAGGAGAAAACUUCAACCCAUUCCCAAGAAAGUUUCCUCAUCUUAGACUCACAGCUUGUGAUCAUCUUAAAGAGAAAUUCUGAAAAUUCAGUCCUGUAUUUUCUGAAAAAUGCUGUAAUUGUAUACCAGAAAUAUUGUGUGUAUGAGAUUUUUAUUCAAAUUUUUAAAUGUAAAAUUCUGACAAUUAUGAUUUUAAGGGAAUUAUCAGUACCACUGUGUCUAACAAAUGAAUAAAUGUGUUUGUUUUUAAAGUUGGUAUUAUCCUAGGCAGACAGCACUAUAUAGCACUAUGUAGAAGCACUGUUAACCCAGAAAAUUUUUAUAAUGUCAUAAGGGAGGGUCUACUAACUUGUGAACAUACAGUAAGCACCAUUGCUCAAAUAUACCUUUAUUAAAAUUUGUUAAGGGGAUAAAGAGAACAGUGUUAUUUUUCAUGAAAAUAUACUUAUUAUUUCCAUUAAAUGUACACUGACUAUUUGUUGCUGCACACUAAAAUUUUAUUUUGCGUUAAUUUAUUGAAUUAUUCCUCUUAGAAAUUUUGUAUCCCAUUUUGCUGGUACUACCUCUGAAACAUGCUAUCAUCCUAAAACCACAUCAGACUGUAAUGUGUACUUUUAUAGGGUUUUAUUUAAGCUUUUAUAGAGACAAUAAAUUAUUU